Messenger RNA from Helianthus annuus (common sunflower), 426 nucleotides. RefSeq lists its product as uncharacterized. The transcript has a single exon. Bases 1 to 426 code for a protein of 141 amino acids. The record is from RefSeq and is a predicted model, not a curated record. NCBI's taxonomy places the organism in Eukaryota, Viridiplantae, Streptophyta, Magnoliopsida, Asterales, Asteraceae.
AUGGUAGCUGAACGUCUUACACAAGAUGGAGGAUGUGCGGUUUAUUGGCAGUGGAAGCAACUGCCUUCUGAGGCAAAUGAUAUAGAUCAAAGGGUGGAGUUGGAAGUUAUGUUACAGCAGUGUGCUUUAACGACAAGAAGAGAUACGUGGGAGUGGCAAGAUAAAAAGAAUGGUGUUUUUACAGUUGCAGGAGCUAAAAAAUGGCUGACGAGUCAGAAUGGUAACACGAUUUCUUUCGGGUUCAAGUGGUGUAAAUGGGUGCCGGCGAAAUGUAACAUAUUUAUGUGGCGGGCGUUUCUGGAUCGCAUCCCUACGAAAACGACACUGAGGCGAAGGAACAUACAAGUUCAAGAUGAGGAGUGCGUUAUGUGUGGUGAAGGUUUGGAUUCAACGGAUCACAUUCUCACAGAAUGUGGCAUUGCUUAG